This is a messenger RNA of Panthera uncia (snow leopard), 1050 nucleotides long. It is a transcript of the gene STARD10, whose product is annotated as StAR related lipid transfer domain containing 10. The transcript is spliced from 6 exons. The record is from RefSeq and is a predicted model, not a curated record. Lineage: Eukaryota; Metazoa; Chordata; Mammalia; Carnivora; Felidae. The coding region runs from base 1 to 876 and encodes 291 amino acids. Gene Ontology annotation, molecular function: lipid binding.
AUGGAGAAGUCCGCUGCCUCAACAGAGCCCCAAGGGCCUCGGCCAGUCCUGGGCCGCGAUAGUGUCCAGGUGCCCGACGACCAGGACUUCCGCAGUUUCCGGUCAGAGUGUGAGGCCGAGGAGGGCUGGAAUCUGACCUACAGCAAGGCCGGCGUGUCUGUGUGGGUGCAGGCUGUGGAGAUGGAUCGGACCCUGCACAAGAUCAAGUGCCGGAUGGAGUGCCGCGAUGUGCCAGCUGAGACACUCUAUGACGUCCUACACGACAUUGAAUACCGAAAGAAGUGGGACAGCAACGUCAUUGAGACUUUCGACAUUGCCCGCUUAACAGUCAAUGCUGACGUGGGCUAUUACUCUUGGAGGUGUCCAAAGCCCCUGAAGAACCGUGAUGUCAUCACCCUCCGCUCCUGGCUCCCCAUGGGCACUGAUUACAUCAUUAUGAAUUACUCAGUCAAACAUCCUAAAUACCCACCUCGGAAAGACUUGGUCCGAGCUGUGUCCAUCCAGACGGGCUACCUCAUCCAGAGCACGGGGCCCAAGAGCUGCGUCAUCACCUACCUGGCCCAGGUGGACCCCAAAGGCUCCUUACCCAAGUGGGUAGUGAAUAAAUCUUCUCAGUUCCUGGCUCCCAAGGCCAUGAAGAAGAUGUACAAGGCGUGCGUCAAGUACCCAGAGUGGAAGCAGAAACAUCAGCCGCACUUCAAGCCGUGGCUACACCCGGAGCAGAGCCCGUUGCCGAGCCUGGCGCUGUCGGAGCUCUCCGUGCAGCACGCGGACUCGCUGGAGAACAUCGAUGAGAGCGCGGUGACGGAGAGCCGGGAGGAGCGCACCGGCGGCGCGGGCGGCGAGGGCAGCGACGACGACACCUCGCUCACCUGAUUGCGGCACCACCGCAGGGACCUAGACAAGAUGGAGUGGGGUCAGCGGUGGCGGAUCCUCCCGCGCUUUUUCCCCUCCCCCACCGCCUGCGCCUCCUAGGGACGCUGGGCUGGGGCCCAGAUUGGCGCUGCGGCCCCACUGGACACAGCCCCAAUAAACGAUCCCACAGCCUCA